UGUAUGGCCGCGCGCCGAUGGAAAUGUUUACAUUUUUACGAAAUACGUCUGAAAACAAAUAACUAUCUGUUUAAGUACAUGUGAUAAUCCUAUCAAUACUCCAGAUUAGAACAAUAAAUAAAAUGUUAGCAGCGUUAAAGAAGAAGAAAAAUGUUGUCUUAAUGACUGCAGUUGCUGCGAGUUGUUUCAUCCUUUACCAGCUGUAUUUUUUCCUUACAUUAUCGUCAGAAACCAACAAUAGCAAAAUAAUUCCAAUGCUCGAUCAUGCUAGAGUAAAAGAAUUAGUUCAUGUGCGAUCAGAACACGAUAAGUAUAUCAACGACAAUGGUAUAAUAAGAGGUGUUUACUUUGCGCAAGUAAAAGAUUACAGACCGAAUUAUAAAAACGAAUUCAAAUGUAGAAAUUCAGAACAACAUAUUCCAUUUGAAUUUGUGAAUGAUGACUUCUGUGAUUGUGACGAUGGAACAGAUGAACCGAGCACAAAUGCAUGCCCUCUCGGUGUUUUCUACUGUGAUACUCAGUUUCCAAAGUCGUCUAUCAACUCUAUACACUCUGGUUUACUCAAUGACGGUAUCUGUGAUUGUUGUGACGGCUCCGACGAAUGGUUACUUGCUGGCAAAAAGAAAUUAUUGGGACAGAGCGAGCCUCAUAAUAUAAGGCAUCAUGUGAAAUCAUGUCCAAAUUUAUGUCACAAAACUUGAAUAUUUACACUUAUUAAUUUUGUAAGAGGUCUCAACUUAAAAAUUUACUUGUUAUAUUUAGUGUGUUAAUAAUUAUUCUAUAUUUCAUGCAAUUUCCUUAUUCUUAUAAGUUAUCUUCAUAUAGCAUAUAAAGUGUAUUGUAUAUUAAAUACAUGCAAAACAUUAUUAUUUGUUAAAUAGCAUGAAGUCAGAAGGUUAUUUCAAAACAAUUUACAUUUCUUUCGUAGUAGAUAAAGUUGAGAUUUAUCUUAUUGUAGCAAUGGUGAGAUCUCAUCUAUAUUCCAAAGCAUUCUAUUUUUUUCAUAAGACACGACAAUGAAGCAUAUUCGCAUAAAUUUCAAUACUUAGUAAAUUUUUAAGAUAGAUCUUAUUCAAAUUUGAUGAAUUACUAAAAGGUUGUGUUCAUUGUUUGAGAUGUAAAAAAACUUAUGAUAGGUACAUGUAUAAAAGUUGAAUUGUAAAUAUGGAAAAUUUGUAAAGACUGACAGAUUUUAGUGUAAUAAAGACCAUAUAGAAUUAAACAUAUUAAUAUAA
Molecule: messenger RNA, 1235 nt
Organism: Colias croceus (clouded yellow)
Lineage: Eukaryota; Metazoa; Arthropoda; Insecta; Lepidoptera; Pieridae
Product: glucosidase 2 subunit beta
Exons: 1
Coding region: 123-701 (192 amino acids)
Biological process (GO): N-glycan processing
Cellular component (GO): glucosidase II complex
Molecular function (GO): protein binding
Source: RefSeq, a predicted model, not a curated record